AUUGAGCCUCUGUCGAAUCUGAAUGUCAACGUGCAACAGAUGGAAAACUUGAUACUUUGUCACCCGAGGGCGUCUUCUGGCCAAGAUCCUAGUCAAGCGAUAAUAGUCAAAUGUGAAGUUCCGCAGACUAUUCCCAAUGACCAUGUCCUGCUAGAAGUCGACCGCUUCGGUUUCUCCGCAAACAACGUGACGUAUCAAGCUUUGGGCGAGGCUACGCAUUUCAGGUAUUUUGAAUUCCACCACAUUCCCGAGGCAGAAGGAGUCUCCUCAAAAACUCAUGGUGUGACUCCUGUGUGGGGUUUUGGUACUAUCAUCAAGUCCACGCACCCUAAAGUCCAUCCUGGAGAACGAGUAUAUGGAUACUUCGCCCCAGCACGAUAUCUUUUGCUCCAGGUAUCCCCGGACGUGAACAAGUAUGCCUUCUUUGUGCCCCGACCUCAUCUUCCUCCAGACCGCCGACCAUACAAUCAGAUUACACGGUGCGCCCAGGACCCAUUAUAUGAUCCAUCGCCGACUGCGGAAGAUCUCACAAUGCUCUACCGUCCUCUUUUCUGGACUUCGUUUUGGUGCGAGGACUGGCUCAAUUCGUCCAAUUACAAGGGAGGAUCUGCUCAGAUCCUUAUAUCUUCUGCCUCUUCAAAGACCGCCUUCUGCCUGGCCUAUUUGAUUCGCAAACGUAAUUCUCUACAGGGGAGUUCGACUAGAAGAGUUAUUGGACUGACGUCAACAAAGAAUCUCGCUUUUACGAAACGUCUUGCCCUGUACGACGACGUUUUCGACUAUGAGUCAUCUGAUACGUCACUUGUCAGGAACCUCGCACAAGGACACUGGAUAUAUGUAGACGUCGCAGGUAACGAUGCACUUAACGCCAGAGUGCGCGACCAUUUCCGUGUAUGUGGCGACUCUGAACUCGUCACAUGCAUUUCGCUCGGCUUGACGAACGUAUCAGCUUCCACAAUCGAACCCUCGUCUGCUAGCUGGGGUUUCGGUUCAGAGGCUCCGCAGGGAGAUGACCCAAAGCUGGAACAUUUUUUCAUGCCUGAAUGGCUUGCUAUCCGCAAGCAACAGCUUUCGGUUUCUGCGAUCACUCAGAUGCAGAAGGAAGCCUGGACCAGGCUCAUGUCUGACUGUGGAACUUGGGGUGUGUCACUUCGGCGGGUUUGUGGUCCUGAUCAGGUGAAGGCUGCAUAUGAAGAAAUAGUCAGGUGUGGACUAGCGCCAGAGGACGCGUUCGUAUGGAGUCUGUGUGGGGAGACCGAGGAGUGUGGUUCAACGGCGAAGUUAUGAUGAAAUAUUGCGGUCGGAUUACAUCUUAUCGUUCUUUGUCAUACCUCCGAGGAUCGACACUACUCAUAACCGAUAUAUGUGGCUUGUCGUGGCCUUGCUUAAUUGACCAAAACCAUGCUGACAUUGAUGCACCUCUCAGGGGUCAUAUGAACAAAACCCAUUGAUAGUUACAGUAAGCUACCUCCUAGGUCAACCAUGACAUAUUCUAAUCACCUCGGGGAAGCUUUUAAGAUCAAUUACUCAAGAUCAAAGCUGUCACGCUCUUAUGCUAUUAGAUUUUUACAAAUAUUAUUUGUGUCCCGGGCCCCGCAAGUCAGGCCUCGGGGCCGAACAUGAUUUGAAUUGUCCCCCCGAAACAAAU
Messenger RNA from Suillus subalutaceus, 1648 nucleotides. RefSeq lists its product as uncharacterized. The record is from RefSeq and is a predicted model, not a curated record. The coding region runs from base 40 to 1287 and encodes 415 amino acids. The transcript is spliced from 3 exons. NCBI's taxonomy places the organism in Eukaryota, Fungi, Basidiomycota, Agaricomycetes, Boletales, Suillaceae.